Pochonia chlamydosporia 170 is the source of this 1446-nucleotide messenger RNA. RefSeq lists its product as hypothetical. The transcript has a single exon. Lineage: Eukaryota; Fungi; Ascomycota; Sordariomycetes; Hypocreales; Clavicipitaceae. The record is from RefSeq and is a predicted model, not a curated record. Bases 1 to 1446 code for a protein of 481 amino acids.
AUGGCCCUCGAAUGCAAAAAGACACGAGACCAAGUACACACAUUCGGUAAAACUUCCAUCAGAUCACUAUCCAGCGGCUUCAGCUUCAAACCCUACGCAACGGCAGCAAAACCCGAAGAUGAAGUGCAAAUUCCAUCACCCGCGAUAUUCGACUUUGCACAAAACCUGACAGACGAGCCAGUCAAUCCGCGCCGUCUCCCCGUCGCCGCCGCUUGUGCGACUCAUUUAGAGCUGCUCGAGGUAUUCUAUGUCAUCCGGCAAAAGAUACUCAUGUCCAAGGAGAUAGAUGCGUCGUUUGUGAUUCAGCCUAAUCGCACGGAGAAGACUGGCUACAAUGGGGAUCACAAGACGCUCAGGGACGACACGCUCUGGACAAGAAGACAGGUCAAGUGGCCCAAGUAUCUGGAAUUUGCGGCCGUUCGCUUCCUCCACUGGCUGCGGAUCCUAGAAGAAAAUAAGGAUUAUAUGACGGUCGUUGUGAACGGUCUACGUAUGUUGCAGUACCUGCCGCCGCUGGAUAUCCUCAUGAUUUGGCACUCAUUCAUGCUAAACCCACGACUGUACAUGGACCACUGCCAAAAUCACAUCCUGUAUCAAAUACGCAUGCCUUGGAAGCUGGUUCACCAAGCAAUCGAUAACAGAAACUGGACACUCACCAUCGACAAACAUGCCAGCAAUGCGUACGAGCGACUCACCAACAUGCCCGCCAAUCUAUUUGAACAAUUCGAAACAUGGCACUCUCAAAUCAUACCCGCUAAUGAAGACGCCAUAAGAACAUUAUCAAAGUUUCAUCUCGAGGGGGAAAACCAGUCCACCAUAGAUGCCCGUCUCAACGCCGCCAUCUUCUCCAAAUCAAGCAGCACCCGCCUCGACGGCAAGUACUUCAACCUCUUCAACACGACAGACACGAAACUAGCAGUGCAGCUUCGAGACGCUGUGAUCCGCCAGGCCGAAUUCGUCGACAAGAUGAGUGCGAGGAUGUGGAUUCGCAGCCCGGCACUCGAGGGUACACUGCGGCGCGGCAUACAGCGGUACCUCAACUUCUUGACGCUGCUAAAGUUAUAUCCCAAGGGUACGAUAGUGCCCACCUUGGAUAUUGACCUUGUUUGGCACACGCACCAGUGUACGGGGGGUGCGUAUGCCAAGGGGAUGAAGGCCAUAACUGGGCGGUUCGUGAACCAUGAUGAUACCAUUGUGAAGGAGAAGCUGGAUGAUGGGUUUGACAAGUCUAGGGGGCUGUAUAAGAUUCAUUUUGCGCAGGAGUACCGCACGUGUGGGUGUUGGGAUUGCGAGGCUCUGGUCUCGGAAUUGGAGGGUGUGCAGGACAGGGAGGCGAGUGACGUUGAUAUGGGGGCUAUUGCGGCGAGGGUUAUGGAGGAGGUGAGGUUUCAUCGGGCGUAUGAGGUGGCUAUCAGGUUGAAGAAGCCGUUGCCUAUUAGGAGCUGA